CACAGUCAGUCACAGCUCCCGACCAAACAAAUAUCUCUGUGUAUGUAUCUAUUCUAUACAUACACACACACACUUCAACUAAAAAAAAACUCAAUUCUUCGUCCAUUGUUGCCUCUUUUACAACAAUCUCAAAGCUUGGUUCUUGCUUCACCUAAAAACCCUAGCUUCAAAAAAAAAUGACGUCACGAUCUGCUUUUCUACUCUUCUUCAUACUCUCUAUAGCCACAGAGAAGACUCUAGCCUCUGUCUUCUCCUCAAAGCUGAUCCACCGCUUCUCAGACGAAGCCAGAGCUUCGAUUAACUCUCCGGUGACUUCCUUCCCGGAGAAGCGUAGCUUCGAGUAUUACCGGUUGCUCUCAAGUAUCGAUUUAAGAAGACAAAGGAUGAAUCUCGGUGCCAAGUCUCAAUCCCUUGUUCCAUCAGAAGGAAGCAAGACCAUUUCUUCAGGAAACGACUUUGGAUGGCUACAUUACACGUGGAUAGACAUUGGGACACCGAGUGUUUCCUUCCUUGUGGCGUUAGAUUCAGGAAGUGACCUUCUUUGGAUUCCUUGCAACUGUGUGCAGUGCGCUCCUUUAGCUGCCACUUACUACACUAGCCUGGCUACUAAAGAGCUCAACGAGUAUAAUCCAUCAAGUUCAAGCACCAGCAAGGUGUUUCUAUGCAGCCAUAAGCUUUGUGAGUCAGCUCCAAGCUGUGAGAGUCCGAGGGAGCAGUGUCCUUAUACUGUUAGCUACGCUAGUGAAAACACUUCAAGCUCUGGAUUGCUUGUUGAGGAUGUCUUACAUCUUGCGUAUAGUGCCAACGCUUCUUCCUCUGUCAAGGCUAGAGUUGUUGUAGGAUGUGGUAAGAAGCAGAGUGGUGAGUUCUUGGAUGGGACUGCUCCAGAUGGUUUGAUGGGUUUAGGACCUGGAGAGCUCUCGGUUCCGAGUUUUCUUUCUAAAGCAGGACUCAUGCGUAACUCUUUCUCCAUGUGCUUUGAUGAGGAGGAAGACUUUGGGAGGAUUUACUUUGGUGACAUGGGAACCUCCACGCAGCAAUCAACACGUUUCCUUCCGGUCGACAAUGAAUUUGUGGCUUACAUUGUGGGUGUGGAGGCUUGUUGUGUUGGCAAUUCGUGUCUAAAGCAGACGAGUUUCCAAACACUUAUCGAUAGUGGACAGUCAUUUACUUAUCUACCUGAGGCAAUAUACAGAGAAGUUGCUCUUGAGAUUGAUAGUCAUAUAAACGCUACUGUUAAGAAGAUCGAAGGUGCCCCGUGGGAUUACUGCUAUGAAACUAGCGUUGAGCCAAAGGUACCAGCGAUCAAGCUCAAGUUCUCGUCCAAUAACACCUUUGUGAUUCACAAACCUUUGUUUGUACUCCAACAAAGUCAGGGGCUUGUUCAGUUUUGCUUACCUAUUAGUGCUACUGAAGAAACCAUUGGAGUCAUAGGACAGAACUACAUGAGAGGGUAUCGAAUAGUUUUCGAUAGAGAGAACAUGAAGCUUGGCUGGUCACCUUCCAAAUGUCAAGAGGAUAAGAUGGCACCACCUCAAGAGGCUUCACCAGGAAGCACUUCAUCACCAAAUCCAUUGCCAACAGAGGAGCAGCAAAGUAGAAGCCAUGCGGUUUCACCAGCAAUUGCAGGUAAAACUCCUUCCAUAACAUCAUCAUCAACAUCAUUAGCACCAUGUUGCUUCUCUUCCAUGAGAUUAUUCAACUAUAUUCUUCUUCUUCUCCUUCUACGUGGAGUUGUUUCUUAUAUGUAGAGAGAAACAUUGUCUUAUAUAAAAAAAAAAACAUAACUAUUUUGCCUUUGCAUAUAUAUAAG
This is a messenger RNA of Eruca vesicaria subsp. sativa (arugula), 1813 nucleotides long. The record is from the annotation of a GenBank genome assembly. NCBI's taxonomy places the organism in Eukaryota, Viridiplantae, Streptophyta, Magnoliopsida, Brassicales, Brassicaceae.